CCGGCCUGCACGGGAGGAGCGCGCGCCGGCCGGCACUCGGACCUCGGCUCGGCGACUCGGCGCGGCCGGUCACAGAACGGCCCGGCGGCGACCGUGCGGGUCAGCUGGGGUGCGGCCAGGUCACCGGCCUCGAACACAGUGCUGCGGGGUGGUCCCGGAUCGUCUGGGCGGCGGCCGCCCGCCGAGCGGCUGUGAGCGUGCCGCGGAGCCCGGCCGUGUGCGUGUGCGUGUGAGCGGCUGCCGCGCCCGGGAUGUACACCGGCGCCAUGUACGCGGGCCACUACCAGCCGCCGACGCCGUACAUGCCGGCCGGCGUGCAGCUGCCCAGCGAGUACAGCGCGGCGGCGGCGGCGGCCGCGGCCGGCCUGCAGCCGCCCGCCGGCGCACACAUCGACCCCAUGACCGGCGUCCAGCCCAAACGGCCCAGGUCGGACGAGGAGGACGGCACGCCCAAGUACGGCCGGAUGGACGACGACGGUGUUCAGGAGAAGGAGCGCUAUGCCAAUAACACGGGCUCCACGCCUGCCUCCAGGGAGAACCACUGCGAGAUCGAGCGACGCCGCCGCAACAAGAUGACGGCCUACAUCUCGGAGCUGUCCGACAUGGUGCCCACCUGCUCGGCGCUGGCCCGCAAGCCCGACAAACUCACCAUCCUGCGCAUGGCCGUCGCGCAUAUGAAGAACCUGAGAGGCACGGGCAACACCACCGCCGACGGCGCGUACAAGCCCUCGUUCCUGACCGACCAGGAGCUGAAGCACCUGAUCCUGGAGGCCGCCGACGGCUUUCUGUUCGUCGUGGCCUGCGACACGGGCAGCAUCAUCUACGUGUCUGACUCGGUGACGCCGGUACUGAACCAGAGCCAGGCCGACUGGUUCGGCGCCAACAUCUACGACCAGCUGCACCCGGAAGAUGUGGAAAAGGUUCGUGAACAGCUGAGCACCCAGGAUACGCAGGGUUCCGGUCGCAUCCUCGACCUGAAGACGGGCACCGUCAAAAAGGAGGGCCAUCAGUCCACCAUGCGACUCUGCAUGGGCUCGCGGCGCGGCUUCAUCACACGCAUGAAGAUCGGCAACGUGCAGCCGGACAACAUGAUGUCCGCCCACCUGAACCGGCUGCGCGGGCGCAACUCGCUCGGCGCCGCCACCGACGGCAACAACUACGCCGUGGUCCACUGCACGGGCUACAUCAAAAACUGGCCGCCCACCGACUUCCAAGGUAUCCAAAUGGAGCGCGUCGACGACGAGGUGAUGGGCAGCUCGCACUGCUGCAUGGUGGCCAUCGGCCGGCUGCAGAUCACAUCGGUACCGAGCGCCAGCGAGCUCACCAACGCCAACAACAGCAACGAGUUCGUCAGUCGUCACGGCAUGGACGGCAAGUUUUCGUUCGUGGACCAGCGCUGCCUGAACCUGGUGGGCUACUCUCCGCCAGAGCUGCUCGGAAAGCAGUGCUUCGACUUCAUCCACCCCGAGGAGCUGACCAACGUCAAGGAAAACUUCGAACAGGUGAUCAAGCUGAAGGGUCAGGUGAUGAGCAUCAUGUACCGGUUCCGCUCCAAGAGCCGCGAGUGGGUAUGGCUGCGCACCUCGGCUUUCGCCUUCCUCAACCCGUACACGGACGACAUCGAGUACAUCGUGUGCACCAACUCGGCCGUGAAGGCGGUGGGCAGCGGGGGAGGCGGCGGCGGCACUCCGGCCGCCUCGGCCGAGCCCGAGCACACGGCCGACCCGUACAGCCAGCCGCCCGGCCUCGACUACUCGAUGCAGCGCUACCAGCACAUGGCGCACGUGCAGCAGGCGCAGCGGCCCAGCAGCACGCACACCGCCUACAGCUACGACGCCACGCAGAGCCCGCUGGGCUACUCGCCGGUACCGGCGGCGGCCGGCGGCCGGCAGCUGCAGCAGCAGCAGCAGUACAGCCAGAUGUCGCCGGCGCGCUCCCCGGGCGGUGCCGCCAGCUACGUACCACCGCCGCGGCCGCCGCUCACCCCCGGCCAGUACCCGGCGUCCAGCGGCGCGGCCGGUGGCGGCCUCUGGUACCCCACCGAGGCGGCCGGGCCGGCGGCCGGCGGCGGCGGCGGCGCCGGCAGCCCGGCCGUGUCCGCAGCCGGAGCGGCAGCGGCCGCCGCCGCCGCAGCCGCAGCCGGCCAGCCGCAGCAGGAGAUCUCCGACAUGCUGCAGAUGCUCGACCAGCCGGCCGCCGGCUUCGAGGACCUCAACAUGUUCAACUCGACGUUCGAGUGAGCGUCGCCGUCUCGAAGGGGCCGCCGUCUCUGAGCGCACACCAAUGGACACAGUCGCGGCGGGCGCCGCCGGCCGCCGGGACCCGGCGCCGCCGAGCAGCCGGGUCACACAAAUAUCUCAUGCAUUUCAUGCUACUUAACUGAUAGACGUCUGCCACGUGAAGCGUUUUAGGUACUAACAAGUGUACGUGCGUGUGUGUGCGUGUGUUUUGUAUGAUGCAUUGUAUUGUGUGGCGAUGGCACCCAGGCCUGCCCAUGCCCGUAUGUCACAAAGUUGUGCGCGCGACCGUUAGACAAUUUGUACGGGCGCUGCAGGACCGAAUAUCGCGCAGCUAAUGUCACCUUUGGUCAGCGUUCCAAGCCGGUGCGUAUUUGAUAUACUGCACAUUUUCGUACGGAUCAUUGUACACGUACGGAUGAUUGUACAGCCCGUGCGAUUUGGCAGCCAAUGGUAACGGUGGACUUGAAUGAAUCUCAGCAGUGAACAAACGUGCGCUGUAGCUGUUAGACGAGCACUAUGUAAGCUUAAGGCGGUUCACAACUACAGCUUAAUUAUUCUUCGUCACGGUCUUUUUGGGCCUCUUAUAUUCUGUGUUGAAAUUCCGCAACCAAGUUGCCCUUAGUGCAUCAUAUGUUUUUGUUAUGUCUGCUCUGAAUAUUUAUCUAUUUUGCGACUAUUUUACUGCAUUCUCCCUUUACGACAUAAUAGUUGGCAUGUCACCCGUGGUGAGGUUUUUACGGUCGUUUCGACCGUGGCGUGUGCCUGCGAUGCAGGCGGUCUCCUCUUUGUACUGUAUUCCAUCCAGCCAUUUACCUAUCUCCUGACUGCUAAUAGAACAACGACAUGCCGAACAAAUGCGGUGAAAUGCUGAAUAUAUGCACGAUCUGUG
This is a messenger RNA of Amphibalanus amphitrite, 3129 nucleotides long. Its product is annotated as aryl hydrocarbon receptor nuclear translocator homolog. Gene Ontology annotation, cellular component: nucleus; cytoplasm; transcription regulator complex. Gene Ontology annotation, molecular function: RNA polymerase II cis-regulatory region sequence-specific DNA binding; DNA-binding transcription factor activity, RNA polymerase II-specific; protein dimerization activity. Bases 252 to 2240 code for a protein of 662 amino acids. The transcript has 9 exons. Gene Ontology annotation, biological process: regulation of transcription by RNA polymerase II. NCBI's taxonomy places the organism in Eukaryota, Metazoa, Arthropoda, Thecostraca, Balanomorpha, Balanidae. The record is from RefSeq and is a predicted model, not a curated record.